AACUGCCAGAACUGAGAAGCAAGAGCUAAGAGACAGAGGCACCCCAGAGGGAGACACGAUCCACUGCAAGAUGGGAAGAAGGGAGCAGCUGGGGAGAAUCCCUUGUCUAGCAUAACCCAGGGAAGACUGGACUACAGCCACAUCACAGAAUCAUGUGGGAGUCCUGCUUAAAAGUAGAUCACAAUGACAGAAAAGGACCCUGAAACACACCUGGAGGAGGAGGAGGAGGAACUGGAUGGCAAGCUCAAUUACAAGCCCCCACCUCAGAAGUCUCUGAAGGAGCUGCAGGAGAUGGACAAAGAUGAUGAAAGUCUUGCCAAAUACAAGAAAACUCUGCUAGGGGAUGGACCUGUGGUAGCAGAUCCAACUGCUCCCAAUGUAGUAGUCACUCGACUCACCCUAGUCUGUGACACUGCCCCAGGACCAAUCACUAUGGACCUUACUGGGGAUCUUGAAGCUCUCAAGAAAAAGGUCUUUGUGCUAAAGGAAGGAGCUGAAUAUAGAGUCAAAAUUAAUUUCAAAGUGAACAAGGACAUUGUGUCAGGGCUGAAAUAUGUGCAGCAUACCUACAGGACUGGGGCUAAAGUGGACAAAGCUACAUUCAUGGUUGGCAGUUAUGGGCCUAGGCUAGAUGAGUAUGAGUUCCUGACACCUCCAGAGGAAGCCCCCAAGGGUAUGCUGGCCCGAGGCACUUACCACAACAAGUCCUUCUUCACUGAUGAUGACAAGCAUAACCAUCUCACCUGGGAGUGGAAUCUGUCCAUUAAAAAGGAGUGGACAGAAUGAGCUCCUUGCUCUACAUUCCCUUCCCAUCCCCCUUGCCUGUUGUACUGCUAGUGAAUUAUGUGUUCUAAAACUCCAAGGUUGUGCUCCUCUUCCUGUGUGCCCCCAACCCUAAGAUCUCCAAAGCUCCUCAACUAUUCUCAUUUUCACAUGGUGCCCUGUAAAAUUUAAUACAUUGGUACAAUUGGCAUUUGGUACAAUUUUGAGGUUAGCCCAUGGCCUCUUUUCCUGCUAUGCUGAAAACAAUACACUCAGUUUCACCACAAGAGCAAAAAAGACUUAAAACCAAUUCCCUUUCCACUCUCUCCUCCUUUUGGAUCAACUCCUUGAGAAGCCCUAAUUUGAUCAACAUGAACAUUUCAUUCAGGUACCAUUUAUCCCUCCCGGCAGCUAGUGAACUUAGAAAGAGAGAGAGACAGAGAAACAGACAGAGACAGAGAAAAAGAGAGAGACAGACAGACAGACAGAGAGAUAGAGAGAGACAGAGAGAGAGAGAGAGAGAGAGAGAGAGAGAGAGAGAGAGAGAGAGAGAUUAAGAGCAAUCUCCCACUAGCAGUCCACUUCCCAGGUGUUCCAAUAACCAAUUCCCAUUGGAAUAUCCUAUAAUGGUUGCUGCUGUUCUGAUAAAGGGCCUUAAUCUGCCUUAAUCUGUUUUUAUAAAUAAAGCCACCUUGGAGUCUUCUAUUUGUGAGCAAAACUGUAAACAAUUCAAUCAUUUAUGAAUAAAACUACUGCUGUCCAUUA
This is a messenger RNA of Phascolarctos cinereus (koala), 1527 nucleotides long. It is a transcript of the gene ARHGDIB, whose product is annotated as Rho GDP dissociation inhibitor beta. NCBI's taxonomy places the organism in Eukaryota, Metazoa, Chordata, Mammalia, Diprotodontia, Phascolarctidae. The record is from RefSeq and is a predicted model, not a curated record. Gene Ontology annotation, molecular function: Rho GDP-dissociation inhibitor activity; protein binding. Gene Ontology annotation, cellular component: cytosol; membrane; cytoplasm. Gene Ontology annotation, biological process: Rho protein signal transduction.